Messenger RNA from Phytophthora infestans T30-4, 1723 nucleotides. RefSeq lists its product as uncharacterized. The coding region runs from base 32 to 1723 and encodes 563 amino acids. The transcript is spliced from 2 exons. The record is from RefSeq and is a predicted model, not a curated record. Lineage: Eukaryota; Oomycota; Peronosporomycetes; Peronosporales; Peronosporaceae. Gene Ontology annotation, cellular component: cytoplasm; nucleus.
CUAGAUUAGAAACGUGUCUGAGCUGAUCGCCAUGGCGGGGUGCGACCGCGAGCCGAGCCCUGACGCAGGUUUGAAACAGCACACCGACAAGUGCAGUCCCAACUCAAGCUGUCAAUGCCAGCCUAGCGCUGCGGAGACACGCGAGUUCCGCAAGCGGUGGCUGCUCCUGACGGACCGCGAACGUGUUGCAGCGCUUCGAGGAGACGUGAACCAGCUCUUGCAGACAGCCACCGACUUGCUGCCGUGUCCAGGCUGUCGGAACAGCGCAGAGGCGCUGUACUACAAGCUGGUGGACGGCAUUGUCCGUGUCCCACAGGUCGUCAGUCGGUCAGGCUUGUGCUUCGACAAGGACAGCCACUUCCGUCUGAAUGAGUCUUAUCUGAACAGCCCUGACACGUCGUUCUCACUGUUUUAUCACCAAGAGCGAUGGGCCAACUCGGCGCUAGCUAAACCGACCAAGCCUAACAGCAAAGCGGGAACGUCGCGUGCAAGGUGUCAGCUCCACUCUCAGCGAGUGCGAGGUCGUCCACGUCCUGCUGCGUUCGAAGCGCUGUGGCAUAAACUCCCAGAAGACCAUCAGCGACAUCUCUCUCACAUUGAUUCGGACCAGUUCUUGACCGACCUGGAGGGUUAUCUACGUCGUCAUCGCUUUUGUUGUCGAUGCAAGGAGAAGGUUUUAGAAGCGUAUGAUCUGCUUAUCGGAUCGAGUUGUAGCGAGGACGACUGCGAGGAUUGCGGAGGCUUCGAGUGCUCGGAAAAACACCACGAACACAGCGAUUAUGGCGACGAUCUGCACUACACGUCGUAUUUGUUCGACGAGCUCGCGUUCUCGCGCGCCACCAACCAGAUUAUUGUGCCUUGCAAUAUUGAGUUUAUGUCGCAGUUGAUGUCGCGAGCAGACCAGGAGGUUGUCGGCGACUGGGGCGAUCGUCACGCACGAACAAUUGCAGAGGCACAGGACGAAGUUCUAAUAUGCUUGGGCAUGGUAAUUUGGGACAAGAUGCAGAACUUGUGGACCAAAUCUCGGUCAGAAAAGCGCGCGGAGGAGUUGUUGGUGCAUUGCGCCGUGUCUACACUACGUCGCAACUUCGAUGAGGCAGUGGAGGCGCUGCAUGGCGAGGAGAUGAUGGAGCAACUGCUGGCAGAAGAAGAUGACGAAUCGCGGAGACUAGCGAAGAAGAAAGAGAAGCGGAAGGAGAAGAAGAAGAAACGCAAAACUGCAUCGAAACAGAAACAAGUGGAUCGAUCUGAAUCCGACAAAAGUCAACAGGCCGAGAAGCAAAAGCCCAAGCAGACCAAGUCGCGUAAACAGUCGGACAGCAGCAAGACUGUAGCUUCUCAAUCCUCGACCAACUCUAUCAGUAGCCAAGGGGACGACGACGAUCUCACAAUUUCCAGUAGUAGAUCUUUGGAUCUCAUGGGACCGCAUCAGUGCGACUCGACAUGUGACGAGCCUUGUCUACGUGCGAAUUUGACGUGUGACGAGCGCAGGGAGUGGCAACUGCUGUCGUCUAUGGGGUGGGAUGCGUCUAACCAAUUCACGUCUUCAUUUCCCGAGCUGGAUGUGGACACAGACGACGAGAAUCACGGCAUUCCUGAAGACGAAAUCCAAUUCUGGAAGCAGAAUCGUUCAAGUCUCGUGCGACGACGCAUGGCCCAACGUCAGAAGUUGCAGGAGCGCUUCGACCAAUUUGUAUUGCGCACGACCUCGCUGGAUGCGUAG